This is a messenger RNA of Python bivittatus (Burmese python), 2478 nucleotides long. NCBI's taxonomy places the organism in Eukaryota, Metazoa, Chordata, Lepidosauria, Squamata, Pythonidae. The record is from RefSeq and is a predicted model, not a curated record.
UCUAAAUCUAAGCAAAUGUUUAUUCAACAGCAGGAGGAUGAUCUUCUACUUGAGUGUGAUUUUCCUGAGUUUGCAUCACAUGAGGUAUUGGGGGUGUGUGCCACAAAUGCCAUGGACGUACAUUCUCAAAAUGAUACUUUUGACUCUGACACUCAAGUGCAGGUCAGUACUCAGAUAAGCCCAAAAACCUACAGUGGGUCUUUCUUUUCUUACCCCCCUCAACCAUCAGACCUUAAUCAGCUUACAUUACAGUCAAAGUGCCAGUCUCAUCAGAAACUCAGUUCUGACUUACUGGAAAUGCCUAGAGUCUCCUUGCGCAGGUCAUCCAGGAAAGAAAUUGCUUUCGAAAAACCUGAGGGAGCCCUUGUUAAUAAAACUGUUUUCCUCACAAAAAAGAAAAUCAUUCCUCAGCACCAGCCUGCCUUUCACUCGGAAGUGGAAAUUUCAAAUAUUUUUGUACCUGAAAAAAAAGUGAAACGAUCUGCUUUUCAUAAAAGAAAGAUAACUGCUUCUGAAAUGAGAUUAAAGACAACUCAUCAUGGAGCUAAAUCUUCAGAAGAGUAUUCACACAAGGAUACAUAUCCCAGAUCAUUUAGGACACCCUUAAGUUCUGUUGACUGGCCUCAGCUCUUCAUGCUCCAAAAUCAGGAUGGAUUUUGGCAACUUACAUCAGCGCUUGGUAUUCUUUUAAAUCUUGAUGUGCAUCAUUUAAUCCAUGUCUCACUUGCAAAAAAAGGAAUUCAGUCACUUGGUCCAAAAGGAAAAGAGAAGUUGUUGCAGUUGAUUGCCACCCUUUUGGUGCUCCAGGCUAUAUAUUUCAAACAACUGGAAGGCCUUAUCUUCAAAUCUCUAAUGAAAUUGAAAGACUCUCCCCCAUCAUGGGCACUUAACCCAGUAAGGAAAGCAACUGAAUGGGCAAAUAGAACUAGCCGGGAAUUUCCAGGUAUUUGCCAGUGUCUUGAGCUUGGAAAAGACUGGGAUGAUGCCACUAAGAAGCUCCUGGGUAUUUAAGUAAUGGAGACAACAUACUUCACCCUUCUCCUAGUACUUGAACACUAGUAGUCUGACUAGCAGUAAAAGUGCACUAUCAUUGAUUUCCUUAUUUAAAAUAAUAAUUAGGUUGGUUAUUCAACUGAGUACUUUUAUUCUCUUUAUGUAUUUCAUUAUGUAGCUUUGAUACUCCAGGUUGUAAUCAAGAAUAUAUGUGUAUAUAUAAUAUACUAUCCAACAAUACUAUUUUUCUUCACCCCCUCACCCUCUAAAUACAAUUAUUUUCUUCAGUUUUCAGAAAUAGUGCUUGCUUUGUUAAAACAAAAUUUGAAAAGUUUGGUUUCUAUUAAUAAAAAUCAAGUCUGUUAGCGUCUCUAGUGAUUAACUCUAUUGAAAAAGAAAUGAGUGAAGACUUGCCCAUUCCUAUGUUCAAUUGCAUUCAGAGGAAAACUGAUGCAUAGAAAGGCAACAAAGUAUAAAUGAGAAAAAUAUAUUUUCAGUCAGAGAAAAGAAACUGCAAUUAGUAUGAAGUUCAAUAAAGGAAACUUAAACUAAAUUUUGGCAGCCUAAAUUUUAGAAAAGUGUUUAUUUGGUAAAUUUAUCUAGCCACCCAUCUCACACAUGCAUCUCACACACUGAGCAACAUACGAAGUUAAAAAACACAAAAACAGUACAGCAAAAUAACCAAAAACAUAAUCAUUAAAAAAAAAUACGGUUUUUUAAAAAUGUUUUUAAUCUGCAACAGAGCAUAUCAGUUUCCCUAGCAAUAGAGCCACUUGGCUGGCUCCAUACCCAUGUUACAGGAUCCCCAGCCCAAAUGGCAAAGCCCUGUCUUCAGGGCCUUCCAGAAGGCCAACAAAGUCGGGCCAAUCUGACCUGAUGGGAAUGAUACUCCGAAGGGCGGGCGCUGUGGCAGAAAAUGAUCUCCUCCUGAGUCCGGAUGACACUCCUUUGUGGACGGGAUCUGCAGCGUGCCCUUCCUGAUGGGACGGGUAGAUUGACUGGGGAGAGACAAGCCCUCAAAUAACCCGGGCCCAUGCCGUGUGAACUGGAAACAAGAGAAAGUAAUAGCCAUGUGUUAUUUUAGAGCAGGGUUAGCCAAUCUUCCUGGCCAGAAAACUUCCAGCUCGCCGGCUUCCUGCAGCUGAUUCCUGCUUUUUGAGAAAGCGCUUCUCCUCCUCGCUCAGAUGCAAUCAAACGCUGGACUCCGGCGUGGGAAACUCGCUUAAGCUCCGGCGGGAAAAAGUGCACCCCAAAGCCCACAGAUACCGAAAAUUCAAGGGAUGCCGUUCUUGCGCGUUAUAGCAGAUCUCAAAAAGCCCAAGCACGCUCGGUGCUCGGAUAGGAGAUCGUAGAGUAUAAGCCAGACCGGGAAUUAAAAAAACAACAACAGCUGUCUCCAAUCGCUUCCGUACCGCCGCCAAAACAACGCACGUGCACGCCGAGCAGAACUCCAAAGAGUGUUCCCUUGAGCUCUCCCGCCCCACC